AUGCCUUGUGAUGCCUCAUCUGAAGCCCUCGCCGAAUACCAGGCCAUCUUAGAAGAAAUCCAAUGCAUCAUGCAGCAGAACAGGUCUAGCAGUGUCAUCAUUGGUGGUGACUUGAAUGUGGAUCUCCAUAACAAGGAACGGAAAAAAAGAGCAUUCAACAUUCUUGACUCUUUCAUGGCCGAGAACGACUUGGUGUGCCUAUCAAGGACACUUGGGGACAGCGAGGCCUACACUUAUCAAAGUGAUGAUGGCACCAAACGGUCCAACAUUGACACUUUUUUAACCCACAGCAAGUCUGCUGGUGACUUCUCCAACCUCCUGAUCUACAAUGAUGAACCCCUCAACCUGUCUGACCAUUCUCCUAUCAAGGUAACCUGGUCACCUGCAUCAUCUAGUGUAUCCGAAGCAAGGACUCACCACACAGUUCCCAGCAACCCUCUCCGCCGUCCAAAAGUCAAGUGGAAGGAGUUGUCAAAACAGAUGAUCAAGGAGCUGUAUACAGAACCUCUUGAUGUAGCUUCGGAGGACAUUCUUGUUUCCCUUGCGGACGUUAUGCCUGAUGAGAAUCUCCUUGACUUUGUUACUGCCAGACUGCAGUCAGCCCUUGUUCAGACCUCUAUGAAUCUUCCUCACACAAAAGGGAAUGGUAGAGGUAAAGGGAAGACUGAGUGGAGUCCCGAAGUGGAGGAGUGUUAUCAAAGGCACAUCAACAUGUGGAAAGACUGGAAAAGAUCUGGAGAGGACAAGAACAGUCCAGUUGGUGUGUUAUCUGCCGAUUUGAAAAAAGCCUUUCGUGCUAAGCUUAGGCAGGCAAGAGCUGCCUGCAGGAAUGGUCUUCUGUCAAGAAUUGAGGAAGCCGACGAACACAACGACAAGCUGUUCUAUACACUAGUGAAAGAACAAGGCCCUGGCUCUGAUGUGCACCAACUCAACCUUGGAGGUCUCACCUACUCUGGGCCCGAUAUCAUCCAGGGAUGGACUCGGCAUUUCCAGGACCUUGCUACCCCAACUGUCUCCAGUCCUACACAGGUUCUGAAUCCAACACAUCCUGAGAAUAUAGACUCCCUUGUUAUACACCAUCCACAAGGGCUUGACCAUCUCUUCACUUCGAAGGAGCUGUCCCAGGCCAUCUCUUCCUUGAGGCCUGGCAAAGCUAGUGGUCCGGACAACAUCUCUCCUGAGCACCUAAUGUACACUGGUUGCACCACUAGGAUCCUUAUCCUCAUCAUGAUGAACUGGAUGAUACAUCUGAAGCACAUUCCUCUCAGUCUUAAAGAUGGCCUUGUCAUCCCUCUCUUCAAAGGUGGGAACAAGAAUCCAACAGACCCAGGAAACUAUAGGGGCAUCACUCUGACUCCAGUCUUAGGGAAGUUGUUGGAGUUGUUGGUAAAGCCCAAACUUUCCCAACACUUGCAAGAACACCAAAUUCCAGACCCGUUGCAAUUUGGCUUCCAACGAGAGAGGUCCUGUACUCUUACAGGUAAAGCACUCGACCUUGUCAUCGAAGUGUACAAGUCCCUCAACCAACCUUUGUACAUAGCUAUGUUGGAUGCCCAGAAAGCAUUCGACACGGUCUGGCAAGAUGGUCUCCUUUCGAAGAUAGCAGUGACUCGUCCACCUACAGUGCUGCUUGAUACAAUUUCUGAAUUUUACAACAGCUGUUCAAGCAAGGUUUUCUGGAAACAUGAAGUUGGUCCCUCCUUUCCUGUCCUCCAAGGAGUAAGGCAGGGGGGAGUGCUUUCCCCCAUGCUGUACACUCUCUACAUCAACGACCUCAUCAAGCGUCUGAGGGAGUAUCAUCUUGGCUGCUCAGUCGGCAACCUAUAUGUUGGGGUCAUAGCCUUCGCGGAUGACAUUGCACUUCUUAGCAAUGAGCCCAUGGAACUGCAGCAGAUGUUGAAUGUCACUUUCCAUUACACUAACGAGUGGAAGUACAAGAUCAACCCCUCCAAGAGUGCAAUCAUCGUGCUCAAUCAAGACCUUCUGAACAGUGACAACUCUUGGCAGAUCAAUGGUGAACCGAUUGCACAGGUCUCCUCACACAAGCACCUUGGCAUCGUCAGGACUGACAAUCUUCAGUAUGACUACGCUGCUGAUGCUAUCACAAAGGGAUACAGAUCAUUUUAUGCCCUUGUGGGAACCUCACCACUGGGAGCAAGGGUAGUUCCCCAUGUUGCUGCAAAACUAUGGAAAACUUUUUGUGUUCCCAGGAUGAUCUUCGGCUGCUCCAGCAUUCCCUUCUCAAGGGCAAUGUUGAAUCGCCUAGAUAAGGCACAGAUUCACCUAUUUAAGCGGAUUCUGGGUCUACCAACAACAUCAGCCGACGAAGCAGUAUAUCUUCUCACUGACGUAAUCCAAAUUAGCCUGUUGGUCACCAAGGAAAAGCUCCUACUUCUGGGACAGAUCUUGUGCACCGACAUGGACAGGAUAGAACGAAGGAUGCUUCUUCAUGGUAUCUGUGCCAACACCAAAUCCAUACAAGAAUGGCGUAAUGCACUUCAACAACUUAGCCUUCCCCCACUUGAUGAACUUGUAAGGAAUCCCCCUAACUACCAUCUGUGGAAGCGAAUGGUUCAGUCGGCAGUGAUUCAGGUGUCUGAGGCCAGGCAGCACAACGCCCUCACCAAGAAGACAUCCUUGUCCUUAUGGACUAGAACACCUAAACCAAAGGCGAAGGAUCUGUACCCUGGGCACAUUUCCAAUCCAAGUCUGCGGUCAGCCAUCACCAUCCGUGCCCAGAUCUCCUGUCAAGUCUAUCUGACCCAAGUCCGGCUCGCCAAGAUUGGCAAAGCACCUGAUGAUUGCUGUCGUCUGUGCAUGUCAGCCUGCGAGGAUGUGGAACAUCUGGUUGCUACCUGUCCAGCCCUAGCACCUGUCCGACAGGACCUUAUCCAGCGGGUUAAAGCUAAUCCCAACACCAAGCAGUUCGGACCAUGCUUUGAAUCCACCCCUGCUCUUUUUAAAAGCAAAAAUCAAGGGGAAAAUGGUACAGAUACAGGAGUUAAUGCAGAUUCAUUUUAA
Lytechinus pictus (painted urchin) is the source of this 3021-nucleotide messenger RNA. RefSeq lists its product as uncharacterized. The transcript has 2 exons. The coding region runs from base 1 to 3021 and encodes 1006 amino acids. Gene Ontology annotation, molecular function: catalytic activity. The record is from RefSeq and is a predicted model, not a curated record. NCBI's taxonomy places the organism in Eukaryota, Metazoa, Echinodermata, Echinoidea, Temnopleuroida, Toxopneustidae.